CGACCCAAUCUUGGAAAUCGAGGGGUAAUUCAGGGGCUUUGGUACAAAGUACCACCCACCGUAACUUCCCCACCAGAAACUUUGAAGACAAAUGGUUUUUCAGAUACUUAGGUUUCUUCCAUUUGGCAAAAGCUGUAACCCCACCGUGUGUGACACCCGAUAGGAUACUUCACCGCUCAACCGCACUCUUCCACGCCAAAAACACUCCAUUCUCAUCGGUCAGGACUUGGUUUUGAACCAAUUGCUCCUACCAGCACCACACAAAAUAGAAGGAACAAAAGAACUGCAAAGAUGGCGCAGAAGACGACCCUCCAGGAAUUCGAGUCCGUUUUCCCCAAGCUGGAGGAGGUGCUCCUCGAGCAUGCCAGGUCCUACAACCUGCCAGCUCAGGCACUCGAGUGGUACAAGAAGUCCCUCGAGGUCAACACGGUGGGCGGCAAGUGCAACCGCGGCAUGUCCAUACCGGACUCGGCUUCGCUGCUGCUUGGGCGGCCGCUGACUGAGGACGAGUACUUCAAGGCGGCGACGCUGGGCUGGAUGACGGAGCUGCUGCAGGCUUUCUUCCUCGUGUCGGACGACAUCAUGGACAGCAGCAUCACGCGGCGGGGCAAGCCGUGCUGGUACCGGCACGAGGGUGUGGGCAUGAUCGCCAUCAACGACGCCUUCAUGCUCGAGUCGGCCAUCUACACGCUGCUCAAGAAGUACUUCCGCGACCACCCGCGCUAUGUCGAGCUCAUGGAGCUGUUUCACGAGGUCACGUACCAGACCGAGAUCGGCCAGCUGUGCGACCUGCUCACGGCGCCCGAGGACAAGGUCGACCUGGACAACUUCAGCAUGGACAAAUACCGCUUCAUCGUCAUUUACAAGACGGCCUACUACAGCUUCUACCUGCCUGUGGCGCUGGCGCUAUACCUUCUCGACCUGGCGACCCCCGACAACCUCAAGCAGGCCGAGGCCAUCCUGAUUCCGCUGGGCGAGUACUUCCAGGUGCAGGACGACUACCUCGACAACUUUGGCCUGCCCGAGCACAUUGGCAAGAUCGGCACCGACAUCAUGGACAACAAGUGCUCGUGGCUGGUCAACCAGGCCCUGGCCAUCGUGACGCCCGAGCAGCGCCGCGUGCUGGCCGAGAACUACGGUCGCAAGGACAAGGACAAGGAGGCCGUCAUCAAGAAGUUGUAUGACGAGCUCAAGCUCGAGCAGCGGUACAAGGACUAUGAGGAGAAGGUCGUCGGUGAGAUCCGCGACCUGAUUGCAAAGAUCGACGAGACGCAGGGCCUGAAGAAAGGCGUCUUCGAGGCCUUCCUGGCCAAGAUCUACAAGCGCAGCAAAUAAAGCGUGCUGUUGCGGAG
This is a messenger RNA of Parathielavia appendiculata, 1352 nucleotides long. Its product is annotated as putative farnesyl pyrophosphate protein. NCBI's taxonomy places the organism in Eukaryota, Fungi, Ascomycota, Sordariomycetes, Sordariales, Chaetomiaceae. The coding region runs from base 292 to 1335 and encodes 347 amino acids. The record is from RefSeq and is a predicted model, not a curated record. Gene Ontology annotation, biological process: trans, trans-farnesyl diphosphate biosynthetic process. The transcript has 2 exons. Gene Ontology annotation, molecular function: (2E,6E)-farnesyl diphosphate synthase activity; dimethylallyltranstransferase activity. Gene Ontology annotation, cellular component: cytoplasm.